Aegilops tauschii subsp. strangulata is the source of this 1581-nucleotide messenger RNA. Lineage: Eukaryota; Viridiplantae; Streptophyta; Magnoliopsida; Poales; Poaceae. The record is from RefSeq and is a predicted model, not a curated record.
CCGCGCCCCCUCGCCACCCUCCGUGGGCCAUGCUCUACACCAAGCCGGCGCUGGACGCGUCGGGGGCGCCGUCGCGCGCGUCCCUCCACCUCCACGAUGACCUGUGGGCCCAGCUCUCCGUCCCCGCCCGCCUCGUCGUCCCCGGCGCCGGCGACGCCACGGACUUCUUCGCCGGCACCGUCCGUGCCGCGACCCCCGACGGCCUCCUCCUCCUCGACUUCUCCGACGCCCGCUGCCGCGCCCCGGUCGACGGCACUUUCCGCCCCAGCUGGCUGGCCGAGUUCGACGCCCGCCGCCGCGUACGCCGGCGAGCCGGACGUCGCACGCUUCGUCUGCAACCCUCUCAGCGGCCAGCUGGCCCGCCACCCUGUCCCGGCCACCGAGUUCGCGAGGUCGUCCACCGCAGGAUGCUCCACGGGUUUCGGCCUGCUCACCCACUCCGAGGGCUCCCGCGGCCCGCCGGACAGGUACGUGGUCGCUCAGCUCAGCCGCAGCCGUCGCGGGGGAGCGGACCACCCCGUCGUGCGCCGUUUCCUGUCCGAAACAGGGGACUGGGACGAGCGGCGUCUGGCCGGCCCAUCCACUGUGCCGGCUAGCCGGGACAUGCGCAUAGACCCGAACCUCGAGGUGGUGGCAUUCGGCGACCGGCUGUGGUGGCUCGACCCGACCUGGGGCGUCUGCUCCGUCGACCCUUUCAGCGACCAGCCAGAGCAUCACUUCGUGGAGCUGCCCCCGGCCAGCGUGCUGCCUGACCUGAUUGACCUGGCGGGGACUCCGGUGCUGGGCAGGUACCGUCGCCUGGGGGUGAGCGAGGGGAAGCUGCGCUACGUGGAGGUGUCUAAUAGCAGGAAGCCAUUCGUGUGCAGCUCCUUCUCGCUCAACGAGAAGGGCUGCUGCUGGACGCUCGAGCACAAGGUAGCAUUCAAUCCUGUUCUACCUGAAAGGUGCAAAGUCCUGGAAGACCACAUACCGUGCAUUGCCGCCAUCGAUCCAUUCCAGGCAAAUUUUAUGUACCUCGUCUAUGGUCACUUUCUUAUUGUUGUGGACAUGGCUAAGGGGAAAAGCUUAGGGGGGCGGUAUCUUCCAGAAAGAGCCGGCGAUCAAACCCUGUGCCCCUCUGGUUUCCUUGUGCCCUGCACGCUCCCAACAUGGCUAGAGUCGAGCUACAUCCCCUGUGCAGGUACAUUUAUGCUCCACAAGGAGUCUCGAAAUGAUCCAGAACUUCCGCGCGCCGUUGACUGCGGAACAGGUCACUUGGAGCCUGGAGGCCUACUUACUAGACGCUUUGCUAGUGAUCAGACCAGGAAGGCAUACACAGCAUUGAACGAGCAGUUCGAUGCGUACACCGGGGUCAUCUGGCAGCCCUACACGGAACCAGCCAUACAAGCGAGAUACCCUGGUGGUAUGUCUGUGCUAUGCACAAGGGACCGAGAUUACUGGAUGACAAAAUCUAAGAUCAUCUUCGAUGUCUUCGUCGAGGAGAUGGCACAACAGAGGGUUAUGAGGCAAUUUGGUCUUUUGCAGUUGGAGCUACCUCCCCCUAUAGAGAACCCGGUGCCAGCACACAUCCACAUGUAUUAA